This is a messenger RNA of Triticum urartu, 1140 nucleotides long. Lineage: Eukaryota; Viridiplantae; Streptophyta; Magnoliopsida; Poales; Poaceae. The record is from RefSeq and is a predicted model, not a curated record.
CGCUCACACUCAUCUCGCUGCUUCUGCUCUUGUGCUAGGCUGCUAGCUAUCACCUCGUCUCCUCCGUGCCGUUGACCACAAAAAGAAUCCCCAAAUCAGCGCCAAACGACCCGCUGCCGCACCUUGCCGCCGGUGGCUCGAGCACCGCUUGGGCGGAGCGCCCUAGCCCCGCUGCACAGGCGCUUGCUUUGCCGACGGCGGCUCUGCAACAGUGUGCUGUCCGAAGCACUUCGGCAGCCCCUUCCCCCUCUGCUGUUGAGGAUGCACGCGGCGGAGGGGAGGAGUCGCGAUGGGUCACGCGAGAGGAGAAAGGUCGCGUCCCGGUGGUUCUGCAAGAGGCGCGUGCAAAGGGGACCCGCGAGAUUGCUGCAGGGGCGCUUCCUCUUAUUUCAUGGAUACUUGCCUGGUUUGAAAACAAGUUUUUCUAACCUGUCCACCACUUCUUUGUUUGUGAACUUCCGAGGGGUCGGCUGGACUGAUGCUUUGGGCGUUGGGGCCAAGCCGGGAGCACUGGCAAGUCUAAACUCUGCGCCUUCGUCAGGUGAUGGAUAUACUGCAAACUCUGAGCAUAGUUGGUGAUGGGACGGUGGCCAGUUGGGACAGGUUGGGGACAAGCGACGUUGUCCCCGUCGUCGACGAGCAAAUGCGAUGCCUGUGAUGGAAGAGCGGAAGAUAAGAGGGAGAGGCGGAGGCGCGGUGUGGUAGCCGGUGCGAUGCACCGGCGCUGUAACGCGUCGUACAAUAUGUUGGCCGGAUGGAUCCGCAUGAGGUGGUAGAGGGGAGUGGAUGCACUUACUUGGAAUUGGCAACAGCCAGCCGGAACCAAUCUGUGUCGUGCUUCGGCUAUCACCGUCCUGCUUCUCCCCGCCGCGAAGCUCCGCAAACUAGAGCCGAGAAGACGAUCAGAUCGAAUCACAUAUGCCCUGGGAAGAAAUAAUUAACCUACAUAUAUAGUCUCCCUCAAAAAAAACCUACAGAUAUAGUCACACACGCCCAGGCGUAUAGUCCAAGAAUAUUAUAGCAGGAUUUGUAUAGCGUCCGAACUCUUUCCUAAUGGCAACGUAUAGUCCAAGAAUAUGAUGGCACGAUUUGUGUAGCAUCCGAACUCUUUCCUAAUGCCGGUUCGAACUCCUGUACCAA